AUGUCAAUUAGGACGAAAUUAAAUGGUUUCCUCGGACGUGUCCAGUAUAUUAACAUAAACCAACUUCCUUAUAAUGGAAACGUACAAAUACUUGCUAUUCAAUCAAGAAGUAAUGGAAGAGUUCAAAGAUUAACGGGAUACGGAUUGAUGAAGCAAAAUUUAGUUCGCGAAGCUCACAGAUUACAAAUCUUCAAUCGAUACCUGAUCAAUUUAGCGAUGGACCAUAUAUGGAACAUACAUUCAACUUCAUCACAAAGAAGUCAAUUCAUAAACUUGGCAUCUGAUGCUAAUGAUCUAAAUCGAAACCACGUGUCGCGAGGUCAUUGUAUCAAUACCCCUAAUACUCUUGAACUUAUCUCGAGAUUACCGGUUCCACAAAUUUCUAAUGAUAUAUUUGAACAAAAUUUGUUCAACGGAGCCGUAUUUUGUGAUGGCAACAAUUUUGAGUCUUUACUUUCACCUUCCGAAUGUUUUUUAGAAUCUUCUUCGUUCCCUUAA
Molecule: messenger RNA, 498 nt
Organism: Funneliformis geosporum
Lineage: Eukaryota; Fungi; Glomeromycota; Glomeromycetes; Glomerales; Glomeraceae
Source: the annotation of a GenBank genome assembly